This is a messenger RNA of Eufriesea mexicana, 2802 nucleotides long. Its product is annotated as neuromedin-U receptor 2. The transcript is spliced from 3 exons. Gene Ontology annotation, cellular component: plasma membrane. NCBI's taxonomy places the organism in Eukaryota, Metazoa, Arthropoda, Insecta, Hymenoptera, Apidae. The coding region runs from base 1064 to 2692 and encodes 542 amino acids. Gene Ontology annotation, molecular function: neuromedin U receptor activity. The record is from RefSeq and is a predicted model, not a curated record. Gene Ontology annotation, biological process: neuropeptide signaling pathway.
CAUCUCGUGGAGAGGGGGCGAGUAAUAGGGAAAAAGUAAGAGGAAUCCGGACGAGCGAGCGGUCAGGGCGCAGAAAGAGGAACGAGGGAAGCCACGAGGACGCUUCCGCCGGCUGGAGUUGCGCAGAAGCACCGGUGCUCGACGACGUCCGUCGCGACGAGGGCUAAGCAGUCGUGAUUCGCGCGGCGUCCGUGUCGGUUCGUGAUUUCCCGCGAUUCGAAGUUCCCCUUUCCUUUAUCUCGUGCCCACUCGACAUCCUCAUUCGACGAUUUUCCGUAAACCCUGUCAAACCUGCUACUGGACAUUAUCCAUUUCCAGAUUGGAGAAUUAUAGUGCAAACGACCUGGGAACCGGAAGUCCAGGGUGCAGCUGUGUUGGACCAGUCGGUGAAAUUGGAUUGGAAGUGAAAAAGUAUCAGAUUGAAACAGGGGCGCGAGUUUGGAAGUCGAAAGAAGUUGGGAUUGGAAGCAGAUUGAAGCUAAUUGAUCAGAACAAAGGGAAGUCGAAGAAAUUUAGGGAAACUAAGAUCGGGGUUGAAUCAGAGGUAAUUGGUGGGGACAAAGCCUCCAGAAGUCUGGAAAUUGAGCAAGUCGAAGAAGUUCCCUGAGAUUAUGCUUGGAAUCUGUGGAACUGGUUAUUGCUUGGACAGGGUCUGGGAAAUAGGAAGCAGCUCAGUGUGACAGUUAGAAACUUGGAAGAAGAACGAAGUCCUGAGAUAUCAUCUGACAGGAAUCGAGGAAGAGUUUCUAUAGAAGCUUUCAACAGUUUCUGCAAGCUAAUCUCCAUUAAGCCAGGUGCAACGUGGAUCCAAUAAAGGCAAAGUAAACUGCACGAGGAAGUGCACUUGAGGAAGCCUGUCUGUUCAAGGAGAGCAACCGAUCAGUCACCUGGUUCGACACAAUUUCCAGUGUUCCAUCGGAAAAUUAGAACCUUAUUCCACCUCUAACAUCCAGUUCAGACGAUGUAACCAGUCCUAAGCCGCAGACGAGGUUAACAGCACCAUCAACCCAAAGUAUGCUGACGAAAAAACUACCAAGCAAUCACGUGGAAUGACCCAUCCAACAUGGAUCACCUAGCAGCCACCUCGUCGAUAGACCUGAACCACUCUAACCCAGUUUCCUCGAUUCUCCAGAGCUACCUACAAAACUUGACCACUGUGCACAACGACACGGACACUUUCGUGGAUGUGUUCCCAGCUAGUAAUCCUCCCAGAGACUCGUUGUAUAUCGUGGUACCCGUCACCAUCAUCUACGUGCUUGUCUUUGUGACAGGCAUCAUCGGAAACAUCAGCACGUGCAUUGUGAUAGCGCGCAACAAGUCGAUGCACACAGCCACCAACUAUUAUCUGUUCAGCCUAGCAAUCUCGGACCUGUUGCUGCUGGUCUCUGGUCUCCCAGCUGAGAUCUACCUGGUCUGGUGCAAGUACCCUUACGUCUUCGGCGAAGGCUUCUGCAUCCUGCGUGGCUUGACAGCCGAGACCUCUACGAACGCCUCGGUCCUCACUAUCACAGCCUUCACGGCAGAGAGGUACCUGGCGAUCUGUCACCCGUUCCUCUCGCAGACUAUGUCCAAGUUGUCCAGAGCGGUGAAACUGAUCCUGGUAGUGUGGCUAGUGGCUCUGUCAUUCGCGUUGCCUCAGGCAUUACAAUUGGGGGUGGUCUAUCAUCAGCAGAACCCUGACAUGGUGAUGUGUACCGUGAAGAAGGUCCUGCUGCAGCAUUCCUUCGAGCUGUCCACGUUCUUGUUUUUCGUGAUGCCGAUGAGUCUCAUCACGGUGCUGUACGCACUGAUCGGGUUGAAGCUCAGGAAGUCGAAUAUGAUGAAGAGGAGCAGGGGAAGUGGCCAGGGUGGGAGCUGCAGGCACCAUCCAGGCAGGUCGUCGAGGAGAGUGUUAAAGAUGCUUGUUGCAGUGGUAAUAGCAUUUUUUAUUUGCUGGGCACCAUUUCACGUGCAGCGGCUGAUCGCCAUCUACGGAACAAACCCCGACGAUCACAUAACCUCGAACAACAAGAGGAUGGAGUUCCUUUAUAUCCUUAUGACCUACAUAUCCGGUGUAUUCUAUUAUGUGUCCACGACGAUUAACCCAAUUCUAUACAACAUCAUGUCGAACAAAUUUCGCGUGGCGUUCAUGGAAACACUAUCAAGGAGCUGUAGAAUCCCAGGACUGGCAAUUCGCAACGAACAACGUUCCUACUCGAGUCUUUCUCGAUCUCAGCAAAGAGUGGUUAGUGGAUCGAGAAUCGUGGGCACAGCUGGAACAGGAAUUGUUCACGAAAGCAUCGAUUAUUCUGGCAACUCUGGGCACGAGGGCAGCCUAAAGCAGACUACGUCACUGGUCGACCAGCUGGAGGUGGGUUCGACGCGAACUGUCAUCAAGAAGAAAAACAACGAAGAUAUCAAGAGGUUAAAGCCUCUACCCAAGGAGGUUAAACACAAAGGUGACGUUUAUUCGAAGGGUUCGAGAAAAGUGAGAUCGCCUAGAUACGCUACUGUGAAACUAUCGAAUGUGGACGAGUCCGGGAAGAAGUGGUGGCGUGUGCUAAAGUGGUUUCCUGGUUUGAAAUCUUUGAAACUCGCCCGUAGAAAUACAUACACUAUUCCAGAAAAUGGUAGUGUGAGAAGGCCGGAGCUCGUACGAGAAGAGAUUUCAAUGGCUACGUGGAAUGAAAACGAUGAACAGCGACCUGUUUGAAAUAGAGUUUCGAAGGACGGUAAAAUGGCUUAAAAUGAAAUCUCGAAGUAACGAACGACGGUGACGAAGUAUAUUGAGGUUAGAUUGGGAGCUGAAUGUUCCUGUUGGUG